Phytophthora infestans T30-4 is the source of this 417-nucleotide messenger RNA. RefSeq lists its product as uncharacterized. NCBI's taxonomy places the organism in Eukaryota, Oomycota, Peronosporomycetes, Peronosporales, Peronosporaceae. The transcript has 2 exons. The record is from RefSeq and is a predicted model, not a curated record. Bases 1 to 417 code for a protein of 138 amino acids.
AUGGUGGGGUGGGCUACCAAGGACAAGGCGCAGCUCGAAUGGACCGACGACUCGCUUGGCCCUGUCUACGAGGGCAGCGUCGACUCGGAAGGCGUACCGCAGUGCCCCGAUGAGUGCUAUCGCUUCUAUGACAACGUGAACAACCGAUGGUCGGACACGAGCUCCUGCACGGGUGAGCCGUUCGAUGUCUCUCUUAACGACACCAUGGACAACCUUUACGACGAGAACAUUAUGUUUAUCGGCCACGAGAUCGGCCACGGCUUCGGUUUGCCGGACUUUUACGGACUUGAGACCAAGCCGUCCAAGGACUUCCCCAACUCGAUUAUGAUGGCGUACAGCUCCACUACAAUCACACCAAGCGACGGCUGGAUGCUGCGUCGUGUCCUCGACCGCGUCCGAUCGCGCUACAACUUCUAA